ACCGUCUGUCUUCUUCACUGAUGCUGCUGCUGUAUGUUGGAUGAACUUUGAUGGGUAAACGCCACAGUGUUUCUUUCAUCGAAAAGGAAAACAUUCACCGUGGCCGCAUAAUAAAUAGCUGCAAGCAGCACCAGGCAGAAUAUAGUGAAUAUAGUUUGUCUGGUUGGCGUUUUAAAAAACGACAAUAUCCCACUUAUAAUAGAUAUCGGCGGUAUACCGAAACUUUUCAACCAUGAGAAUUUUUUAGAAAAUCAUUCAAUAGUGAGCUGGACAAAGACCGACUGAAUUGGGUGAAAAGGUAUAAAGGCACAAGAAAGAACCAUGGUUAAACCUACUCCGAUGGAGGAGAAGCUCAAGUACUCGCUUCUGCGAGACUUGAACGACAGUCAGAGUAUAUGGACCAGAAACGAAAAGCGAACUUGGUUUCUGACUCUCCUGGCUGGAACUUGUAUGCUAUAUUCGACGAGGACAACGAUGCCUCUACUGGUACCAGCUGUAGCAUCCGAACGAAAGUGGAGCAAGACAGACUCUGGGACGGUGUUAAGUUCGUUUUUCUGGGGUUAUACGCUGACCCAGGUCCUCGGGGGCUACCUGAGUGACAAAUUCGGCGGACAGAAAGUGGUACUGCUUUCCGCUAUCGGUUGGUCUCUCAUCACAUUCUGGAUGCCAAACAUCAUCACAUCAGCGUCGUACCUAUCCAGCUAUUCGAUUCCGUUCAUCGUUGCGGUACGCAUCGUCAAUGGAGCCUGCCAGGGAGUUCACUUCCCCAGCAUGAUUAGCAUCACUAGUCAAAAUCUAAGUGCGUCGGAGCGGACGAGCUUCUUCAGCAUUCUUACGUCCGGAUCGGCGUUGGGUACCCUUCUGACCGGUAUCCUUGGAUCGUUCAUUCUGGACUACUUCGGCUGGCCGACCGUGUUCCGGGUAAUCGGAUUCCUUGGGUUGUCGUGGACUCUGUUCCUGCGCUACUACACCAUGGCCACCGAUCGUUACCGAAUCAUCAAUCUGUCCCAACCGAGCCGGAUUUGCUCGAAGCUGGGCCAUUCGGAAACAGUCCCUUGGCUCAAACUGUUCGGCAGGACUUCCUUCUGGGCGUGCGUUCUUUCGCAUGCAUGCGAGAUGAAUUGCUUCUUUGUACUGCUCUCCUGGUUACCGACGUAUUUCCACGAAAACUUCCCACAUGCUAAGGGAUGGGUGGUGAACAUGAUUCCAUGGCUAGCCCUGCCACCCGUCACCAUCCUAGGGAAAGCCUUCACCGAAGCACUGAUCGCCCGCCAGUGGUCACUGACGAAAAUCCGGAAGCUGGUGCAAAGCUUCUGCUUCCUCGGACAGAAUGCAGCCCUUUUCAUCAUGUGUCACACUGAGCAGUUCAACACUGCCCUGGCGUGCAUGUCAAUUAUAAUCGGCCUAUCCGGUUUCCACAACAACGCCGUCACCGUGAACCCGCAGGACUUGGCGCCGAGCCAUUCGGGUAGCGUUUUCGGCCUCAUGAACACUGUCGGAGCCAUUCCCGGCUUUCUGGGCGUCUAUCUGGCGGGGCACAUUCUCGAACUGACGCAAAGCUGGUCAGCGGUGUUUAGCACGGCGGCGGCCAUCAACACCGUCGGUUGGUUCGUCUUCACGAUCUUCGGUAGCGCCGAAGCAAUUGUUUAGGGCAAGACUUUAAUUGAGUUACCGCGGCGCGGACGACGGAGGCAAAACUUAGCCAAUUUUUUUUUAAACAAUUGUAUUUAUAGAUAUGGUGAAUAAAAUCUGUUACUCAUUCCUAUAGCUGAAAACGUACCAAAACUGCUCUCUCGCCGAAGCGGCGUGAGGUUCGAAACCAGAUUGGUUCGAACAAAAUUUGUAAGUAUGAAAUAUUUCCAGAAUAAAUCAUUCAAACGUGUAUCGUGACCGUAC
This is a messenger RNA of Aedes aegypti (yellow fever mosquito), 1896 nucleotides long. RefSeq names its product solute carrier family 17 member 9 (gene MFS18). Bases 322 to 1650 code for a protein of 442 amino acids. The transcript has 4 exons. Lineage: Eukaryota; Metazoa; Arthropoda; Insecta; Diptera; Culicidae. The record is from RefSeq and is a predicted model, not a curated record. Gene Ontology annotation, molecular function: transmembrane transporter activity. Gene Ontology annotation, biological process: transmembrane transport.